Messenger RNA from Tetrahymena thermophila SB210, 894 nucleotides. RefSeq lists its product as hypothetical. NCBI's taxonomy places the organism in Eukaryota, Ciliophora, Oligohymenophorea, Hymenostomatida, Tetrahymenidae. The record is from RefSeq and is a predicted model, not a curated record. The transcript has 2 exons.
AUGGAGUCUCUUUGGGAAAAGAUUACUGAUUUAGAUAAGCUUAACUAUGCUUCUUAAGCAGAGUAGCCUAUAGUAAAAUCCUAAUUCCGAAUCAAAAGAAAUGCACUGUCUUCCCAAAAAUCGUCAAUCCAAAUCCAUCUUUAUGCCUCCCUUAUUCUCUUCAUUUGCGCAAGCCACCCCAAAGCCAAAAUAUCUCUAACUCCUGAAGUUUAAUACUAACUUAAUUCAGAGAGCAAUUAAUUGAUUAUUCAUAAGAACGAAAAGUCCUUCUAGCUUAAAUUAAAUGAUUAAGACAACAUGAACAAGUGGGCAGAAGCUCUAACAAAGCUAGGAAUUGCAGAAAAGCACUCACACUCUUAACAGUUUUCUGAGCAAACGGCUGGAAGAUUGUUACCUUCUUACGCAAUAUUACCUUCUGAUUCUUUAACUCAUAAACUCUAACAAAACUCAAGUACCUCAAAACUUCAGCUUUCUCGUAGAGAGUAGCUGCAAUAAGCAAACUCAGCUUCUAGCAUGCAUUUUCACAAUGAUACCCCUUCAUCAGCUCAUAGCCACAUCAUUAAUAGUGAUGAUGAAAAUACUAUUACUCUAUCUCUAUGCGAUACUGACUCUUUUUCAACCAGUUCAAAAAAAGUCAAUUGUUGCUAAAAUUAGGCUUAAGUAAAUGAAUAACAUAAAACUGGAAAGAAAACAAAUCAAAGACUCAACAGUAAAAGAAGAGCUUCUUAGCAAGAAAAUAUCUAUGCUGCUCCAGAGACUCUUAAGCCUUCUAUGGAACACUUUAUAAUAAACGUCAACUAUCUCUAUAGAAAGGCUUGCGUGAAUUACUUUGAAUACAUUACUAGCCUUAGAGGCUUAGAAAGAAUUCCAGAGGAGUAGGAAUGCUGUGAUUGA